Solanum dulcamara is the source of this 1294-nucleotide messenger RNA. Its product is annotated as extensin-like. The record is from RefSeq and is a predicted model, not a curated record. NCBI's taxonomy places the organism in Eukaryota, Viridiplantae, Streptophyta, Magnoliopsida, Solanales, Solanaceae. The transcript has a single exon. The coding region runs from base 104 to 1051 and encodes 315 amino acids.
CAUCAAAGAAUUGAAUACCCAAGUCAUUGAAGUUACCUAAAUUCGAAUUUAAUAUAAUUAGUGCAGUGGGUGGGGGGUUUCUAUUGUUGUGUGUAGUAUUACAAUGUCUAACCAACAAAGACCAUUUUCAUGGUUCCGGUUGGCUCCUUUCGGUCGCCAAAUGCAACCAACUCCACCACCUACCCCUCGGCCAACAGCAUUUCGAGCUCCUGCUCCACAGCCAUAUAGGCCUCCUGCCCCUCAGCCUCGGCCAACCAUUCGACGACCUGCUGUCACAGCUCCUCCUCCUCCUCCACCAACUGCUCCAGCUCGAGCAUUGUUCCCUGGGAUUACUACUACUCCGCAGCCUGCACCAAGGUCCCCAACACCAUCCACUGCCCCUAGCUCUCCAGCCAAAUCAAUACUUUCUUCUUCACCUACAUCUCCCACAUUUCUGCCAAUCAUUUCCUCUUCCUUCAGCUUAAGGAGCCCUGAAACCAAGACCCCUGCCCCUUAUUCCUCUUCAUUGACAACUAAUUCUCCAUUCCCAAAACCAGCAGCAUCACCACCUAAAACUGCACCUCCAGCUCCUUCACCUGCCACCACCACUGUCACAGCUCCUACUACUUCAAGAAUUGCCAAGCCUUUAAACGAAUUGCCACCAAAGCACUCUAAGAUGAAUGAGAAGUCUGCUAUGGAUAACAAGAAAGUUAGUACUAAAUUUGAAAAAUUACCAAGGAGGUUGGUAACGCUGAUUGGCGAAAAUAAAGGGGCGAUAAUGGUAUUGAAACCAAAUUCCACCAAGAAAUCUUAUACUACUACUACUACUACUAAUGUGUUUGGAGGUAAGUCCCAAAUUGUUGGCAAGAAAGAAGAAGCUAAUACUGCUGAAGGAGAAAUGGGGUCUAAAAAGAAGAAUAAGGAAGAUCAAAAUGACAUGAAUACAAUGGAGAUGGAAGAAUCUACUCUGUUCAUUAACAGUAAUAUACAAGGAGUGAACAAUUCGAUUUUAGACGAUUCAAGUCUCACUCACCAUGAUCCUGGUUUCCAUAUUUUCUUCUCAACGGAUUAAAAUCUCUUUGCUUUGCUAAUUAUUAUAGAUACAAAGAUGAAGGCUUUUCCCUGUUUUCUUGGUGACAUGCAAGCGUAUGAAGUUCAGGUAAUAAUAAUAUGAUGUUUGAGAAAUUUUUUCCAAUUGAUAAUAAACAAAAUUAAAGUGAAGAGGGCGUGGAUUCUGGAUUCUCCAUGUAUGAGUUGCAGUCCACCUUUGAUGUACUAUGUUAUCGGCAUAAUUAAUUUAUGAAUUUCCUUUCAA